GCCGGCCGGCCGCCUGCCUGCCUCGCGGCGGGUCCGGCGGCCGCCGCGGGGCGGGGCGCGAAGAUGGCGGACGCGGUCGCGGGCCGGGACAAGUGCGGGGAGCCGCGGCUCGUGUCGCUGCCCCUGUCCCGCAUCCGGGUCAUCAUGAAGAGCUCCCCCGAGGUGUCCAGCAUCAACCAGGAGGCGCUGGUGCUCACGGCCAAGGCCACGGAGCUCUUCGUGCAGCACCUCGCCGCCUGCUCCUACCGACGCGGCAGCGGGCUGGAGAGGAAGGCGCUCACCUACACCGAUCUGUCCAAGACCGCGGAGGAGUUGGAGACUUUCCAGUUUCUCGCAGAUAUAUUACCAAAGAAGAUUUUAGCUAGUAAAUAUCUGAAAAUGCUUAAAGAGAAGAGGGACGAGGACGAGGAGGAGAAUGACAGCGGUGAUGGGAAUGACGGGGACGAAGCAGAAUCCUAGACCAAACAGGAGGUGCUCGAGAAAUCAGCCUGCCGAGGACCUCCUGGAUUAGCAGCGCAGCGUGGAAGCAAGCACAACGCUGUGUGACCUCAGACACCUGACUUCCCAGAGACUUCAUGUACAUUGGGUUCCUUCCUGGCUAAGAUAGAGCACCUGAUGUGCCCACACCAUGAACGGCCAGAAGGAAGGUGGCCCAGACAGCAGCCUCUCUCUGAGGGGCCCUCGCUGCAGUUCUGGCGCACG
Molecule: messenger RNA, 702 nt
Organism: Lontra canadensis (Northern American river otter)
Lineage: Eukaryota; Metazoa; Chordata; Mammalia; Carnivora; Mustelidae
Gene: CHRAC1
Product: chromatin accessibility complex subunit 1
Exons: 3
Coding region: 64-459 (131 amino acids)
Cellular component (GO): nucleus; CHRAC
Molecular function (GO): protein heterodimerization activity
Source: RefSeq, a predicted model, not a curated record